Cygnus atratus (black swan) is the source of this 6189-nucleotide messenger RNA. It is a transcript of the gene SHPRH, whose product is annotated as SNF2 histone linker PHD RING helicase. The transcript has 31 exons. The coding region runs from base 370 to 5460 and encodes 1696 amino acids. The record is from RefSeq and is a predicted model, not a curated record. Gene Ontology annotation, biological process: protein polyubiquitination; nucleosome assembly; DNA damage response. Gene Ontology annotation, molecular function: ATP-dependent chromatin remodeler activity; ubiquitin protein ligase activity; ATP binding. Gene Ontology annotation, cellular component: nucleosome; nucleus. Lineage: Eukaryota; Metazoa; Chordata; Aves; Anseriformes; Anatidae.
UUGGUGACCGUUGGCCCCACUCCCCUCCUCGGGCCGGCGCCGCGGGGGGAGCCCGGCCGCCCCCUCCCAGCCGUGGGCCCCGCGGGGAGCGCCUCGUCCCGGCGGGGCUCGGCUCGGGCAGCCCCGUCCGGGGGAGCGUCCCCUGCCCGGGAGCGCGGCCCGGGGUCCGGCCACGGCUGGGGAGCGGCGGGGCCCGGACCUCAGGCCGGGGGAGCGAAAGCGGAGCCGGCGACGCAGGAACCCGGCUGGCUGCGGUGUCCUCUGUGCGCAGAAGCUGAACUGGUAUGGAUGUGUAAAUAUUUUCCCGUCUUUGGUGACAAAGCUGCUGUAAUAUGAGAGUCUGAAAAUAGCAUUGAGAAAAACGACAAAAUGAGUAGUCGUCGAAAGCGUGCACCUCCAUCAAAAAUAGAUGAUGUGAAGAAAAAACAGCUCUGCUGGAAUAUGCAUGAAGACCGGAGAAAUGAGGUGAUAACAUUAGAUGAUGAAAUGACCAAUGAGGAUGAUGUUCCAGGCCCAAGCACUUCCUCUUCGUCCUUCAUUGUUAUAAAUGAUGAUAGCACUGAUGAGGAUCUCAGUCAAAAAGAAGACACUGGUUCAAAGUCGGUUAAGUUUUUUACUGUUAACGAUGAAGAAGACUCUUAUUCCACCUUGACUCCUGUGUCGGUACAGCUAAAUAUUACCAUCCUGCCAUACCGUGCAGAUGGGUCCUGGAAAGCUUUGUUGGGAGAAUUUGCUCUUUGUCAUCCUUCUGAGCAAAUUCUAGCUGAGGAAUUCCAUGAAAGGGGCUUUACUUUGAUGAGAGGAGACUCUGACGAUCACCUGCAGGUCUGCGUCCAUAAAAGAAGCGAAGAAGAGUACAGUAAUGAAGCAAAAGAAUACCUGGGUGCUUAUGAACAAAUUAUUAUGGUGGAACCAACUUUAGGUGGUGAAAUAUUGGAAGGCUUGAGAUGGUUGCAAAAGAAGAAGAUAAUUGGCCUUUAUCAAAGACCUGCAGAGGCUCAAGCUUUAAAGGUUGGAAUUUACCUUCUGGAAGCUGGGCUUAGUAAACCCGAUUUUCUCAGUGAUGGAGGUGGAAGACCCAAAAAAGCUAAUCAGCUGAUUCAAAAACUCAUGGAAAAGUUCUAUAGUUUUAUAAUUCCAGAUGUGCUGGAGGAAGAUGAAGAAGAAUCUGACAUGGAACUCGAGCGCCAAAAUAUCGAAGAGCUUUACGACUUUGUAAGGCAUACCCAUCAGCAGGAUAUCCAAUUGCUGAGAGAGGAUGUGCAGCAUCCUGCCUUAAUUCCCAUUCUGAGGCCAUACCAAAGCGAGGCUGUGAAUUGGAUGCUUCACCGAGAGAACUUCACAGGCACUCCAAGCAGUGAAAAUGCGCUGCACUUCUUAUGGCGAGAGGUCAUCACUCUGGAUGGAGUGAAAAUCUACUAUAAUCCAUUUACUGGCUGUAUUAUCCGUGAAUAUCCAUGUGCUGGACCUCAGUGGCCUGGAGGUAUUUUGGCAGAUGAGAUGGGUCUUGGAAAAACAGUAGAAGUGUUGGCUCUUAUUCUGACUCACACCCGACAAGACAUUAAGCAAGAUGAUCUGACAUUACCUGAGGGUAAGCUUGUGAACUUCUUUGUUCCACCUCAACCUUUAGAAGGAAAUAAAAAGAAAAAAACAAGGGAAAUGGAGCUGAAAUUGAAAGAAAAAAUACAAUAUCCCAGCUUACGAGUGAUGGUAUUAGCAGCUGUAAAGGAGAUGAAUGUGAAGAAAGGAGCAUCCAUUAUUGCAAUAUUUAAGUAUAUCAGUGCUGUCUAUAGGUAUGACAUACAGAGAAAUAAACGUCUUCUCAAAAGAACUCUAGAAAAACUGAUUGCAGAACAAGUAGUGGAACAAGUCAAAGGACAUGGUCUGGCUGGGUCUUUCAAGCUAGGAAAGAAUUACAAGGAACAGAAGAGACGAGAGAGAACCAAAGAACAGAUAGCAAGGACUUCAGGAAGGAUUCAGAAGAAGCAGUUGACUGAUGCUAAUACUCAAACCAAAGAAUCAAAAAAUAGUGAUGUCACUUCUGAAAAUGUCCUUAAAAUCCCUUUACGAGUAGAUAUCGCCACAGAAGAACAUGAUUAUUGUGCAACUAGGAAAAACAGCCAGAAAUCUGAAGUAGAUCACGAGAACUCUGUCAAAGAGAGUGAUGUUCAGCAGGAAGCUGUGGUCCCAAAGUCUCUUGACUUGCAUGGCAGCCUCGUUGUUUCCAGUGAUAUUAGCAGUCAUCCUGAUCGUGAUGUUUCUAAAAGUAAAGCUGAAGUCAAACAGGAAAUUCCAAAGGACCAAUCCUCACAUUCCCAAGAACAUGCCAGCAGUAGUGUGCAGCAUGCAAGUUCUGUAUUUCCAUUUAAUACCUCUGAAUAUCGUUUUGAAUGCAUCUGUGGUGAGCUUGGAUUGGUUGACUAUAAAGCUCGUGUGCAGUGCCUGAAGUGUUCUUUAUGGCAGCAUGCGGAAUGUGUAAACUACAAAGAGGAAAACUUGAAGAUCAAGCCCUUUUACUGUCCCCACUGCCUUGUGGCAAUGAAACCAGUUUCCACAGGAGCAACUCUGAUAAUUUCUCCAAGUUCUAUUUGUCAUCAGUGGGUAGAUGAGAUCAACAGGCAUGUGAGAUCAUCAUCUCUUCGAGUUCUGGUGUAUCAAGGUGUGAAGAAGCAUGGCUUUUUGCAGCCGCACAUGCUGGCAGAGCAGGAGGUGGUUAUCACCACAUACGAUGUCCUCCGCACUGAACUGAACUAUGUAGACAUACCCCACAGCAACAGCGAAGAUGGGCGCCGUUUCAGGAACCAGAAGCGGUACAUGGCCAUCCCGAGCCCCUUAGUAGCAGUGGAGUGGUGGAGGAUCUGCCUUGAUGAAGCACAAAUGGUUGAAUGUACUACUGCAAAGGCUGCUGAAAUGGCACUCCGUUUAAGUGGAAUCAAUCGCUGGUGUGUCAGUGGCACUCCUGUGCAGCGAGGAUUAGAAGAUCUGUAUGGAUUGGUUCUUUUUCUUGGAAUUGAUCCUUACUGGGUCAAACAUUGGUGGGACCAGCUUUUAUAUCGACCUUAUUGUAGGAAAAAUCCCCGUCCUCUGUACGGUUUAAUUGCCAAGAUAAUGUGGAGAUCAGCAAAGAAAGAUGUGAUUGACCAAAUUCAAAUUCCGCCUCAGACAGAAAACGUACACUGGCUUCACUUUUCUCCUGUGGAGAGACACUUCUAUCAUCGCCAGCACGAGGUGUGCUGCCAGGAUGCAUUGGCAAAACUCAGGAAGAUUUCAGAUUGGACUCUUAAGCUUAGCAGCCUAGAUAGAAGGACCGUGACAUCCAUUCUGUACCCUUUGCUGCGGCUGAGGCAGGCCUGCUGUCAUCCGCAAGCUGUUCGGGGAGAGUUCUUGCCAUUACAGAAAAGCACCAUGACCAUGGAAGAACUGCUAACAUCUCUGCAGAAGAAAUGUAGAACAGAGUGUGAGGAAGCUCACCGUCAGUUGGUGUGUGCUCUUAAUGGCUUAGCUGGUAUCCAUAUCAUUAAAGGAGAAUAUGCAUUGGCUGCAGAACUGUACAGAGAAGUGUUACGUUCUUCUGAAGAGCACAAAGAAAAGCUCAAAACAGAUUCCUUGCAAAGACUUCAUUCUACACACAAUUUGAUGGAAUUGUUGGCAAAGCACACAGGAAUUCCUCCAACUUUGCGUGAUAGCCGACUUGCAGAAGAGGCAGAACAACUUCGACAGCAUUAUAUGAGUAAAUCGAAUGCAGAAGUUGCAGAAGCCCAUCAGGCUUUACAGCCAGUUUUCCAGACCAUUCGGGAGCUCCAGAGAAAGAUACAUUCUGGUUCUCCUUGGUGGUUGGAUGUCAUCCAGACUGCAAUACAGUAUGCCAUUGAUGAGGAACUUGUUCAACGUGUGCAGAAUGAAAUAACCAGCAACUACAAACAGCAGACAAGUAAACUCUCCAUGGCAGAGAAAUUCCGUGACUGCAGAGGCCUUCAAUACCUGCUCACAACCCAGCUGGAUGAAGUGAAGAAGUUUCAGAAGAUUGUAAGAGAAGCAGUGAAAAACUUAGAAGGCCCUCCCUCAAAGCAGGUUAUUGAGGCUGCCACUAUCUGCCACUUGCGACCUGUUAGACUUCCACUUAACAACUGUGUCUUUUGUAAGGCUGAUGAGCUGUUCACAGAAUAUGAGUCGAAACUCUUUUCUCAUACUGUUAAAGGCCAAAUGGCUAUAUUUGAAGAGAUGAUAGAAGAUGAAGAAGGGCUAGUUGAUGACCGUUUGCCCACCACAAGUAGAGGACUGUGGGCAACCAGUGAAACUGAGCGUGCCCUAAAAGCUAUUCUCUCCUUUGCUAAAGCUCACCGGAUGGAUGUUAAGCUAACUGAAGAAGGUAGCAUAUUUCUGGAACUCUUUGAAGCAUGGAAAAAGGAAUAUAAGUUACUUCAUGAAUAUUGGAUGGUGCUAAGGGAUCACGUGUCUGCUAUUGAUGAACUAGCAAUGGCUACAGAACGGCUGAGGGUGCGUCAUCCUGAUGAGCCAAAACCAAAUCCACCAGUUCUCCACAUCAUAGAGCCACAUGAGGUAGAGCAAAAUCGAGUGAAACUUCUGAAUGACAAGGCAGUUGCUAAAUCACAACUACAAAAGAAAUUAGGACAACUGUUGUAUCUCACUAAUCUGGAGAAAUCUCAGGAUAAAACGACUGGGGGAGUUAAUCCAGAACCGUGUCCGAUCUGUGCACGUCAACUGGGAAAACAGUGGGCAGUGCUGACAUGUGGACAUUGUUUUUGUAAUGAAUGUAUAGCUAUCAUCAUAGAACAGUACAGUGUCGGCACACGCCGGAGCUCGAUUAAAUGCGCCAUUUGCAGGCAGACAACAUCUCAUAAAGAAAUAUCAUAUGUCUUUACUGCAGAAACUGCAAAUCAGGAGGAUGAUAUUCCUGUAAAGGGGAGUCAUUCUACCAAAGUGGAAGCUGUGGUUCGAACGCUGAAGAGAAUACAAUUUAAAGAUCCAGGGGCUAAAUCCUUAGUUUUCUCAACGUGGCAAGAUGUAUUGGACAUAAUUUCAAAAGCUUUGUAUGACAACAAUAUGACUUUUUCUCAAAUCAAUGGAAUUAGUAAGUUUCAGGAAAAUCUCUCUGCAUUUAAAUACGAUCCCAAGAUCAAUAUUUUGCUGCUGCCCCUUCAUACUGGUUCCAAUGGACUAAACAUAAUCGAAGCGACUCAUGUUCUGCUUGUGGAACCCAUUCUGAAUCCUGCACAUGAGCUUCAAGCCAUUGGCAGAGUACAUCGUAUUGGCCAGACAAAAUCUACAAUUGUUCAUAGAUUCCUGAUAAAAGCAACAAUAGAAGAAAGAAUGCAGACUAUGCUGAAAACUGUAGAUAGAAGCCACACAAGCUCUUCCAUGAAACAGUCAGAAGCUUCAGUUCUGACAGUGGCAGAUUUGGCUGACCUUUUUACAGAGGAAACUGAAGAACUUGAGUAAAAACAUUGAUUUGACCUCGUGAUAUCAGAAAGUACCUGAUCUAAUAAGCACCUGUAUAUAGUCCACUUGAUCUGUCAUUCAUUUAAACACCAUCUAACGUGUCCUUAAUAGAGCUAUCAGAAAUAGAAAAGUCUUCUAAUUGUUAACAUUUUAUUCUGUGGUGACAUUCUUAGCAGCACACAUUUCUGAUAGCACUGGAGAAAACUUGCACUUUGCACAUUAAACAAAAAUCUGGAUUUUAUUUCCAAAGAACAUUUGAGCUGGAUGUUGAAACUGAGAUCUUGAACUGCUGGAUUUUUACCGUCAGGUUGGAUUGGUUGGUGAUUCAGUAUGAGAGCAAAACUAUGUGGGUGGUGGGGUGGGAAAGGGAAGCAGAAAAACACAAAUCUACUUUUUUUUACUGUACAAAGAAUUGUUAGGAAGAAUGACUAUAAAUUAAUAUUCUUCUAGAAAGGGCUUCUAGGGUUGUUAGCAUUUAAUGCCAAGUUACUGAAUGUCUUACUGGUAACACUUUAAUCUUUAUUAAUCAUUUGGAUAUUUGUAUUAGGCUUUUAGAUAUUCAUAAAGACUUGUGUGACAAUUAAAUUUCAUUGUUAAUGCUCACUCACUACAAAAUGAUAAAUUAAAUUAUGCUUUUUGUAUGUGUGUUGGUCUGGAACUCCGUUAAACACUUGAACAUAAUGUACAUGUUUUUCACUUACUAUUAAAACCAUGACUACUUUAGUGCUU